AUGCAAGGCAAAGGUUUCCAGCCUCAUCAACCUCCCUCCCUCCCUCCGAAGAAAGAGGCUGCUCUUACCCACCGCUGCAAUGGACAUCCAGAGAAAUGCAAAUGCAGAAUGCGGAGCGGGUCUGAGCCGUCGCCAGCGCACGCUGUCUCUGCGUCUGAGGUGUACGGAAGAUCCCUGCCUGUGCCUGCCUCGGAAACUGCCGCGAUGAAGCCGCCGCUGCCGCCUGCACCGACACCUGUUCGGCCCGUCUCUCAGGCACCGUCUCUCCCAAAUCCCACCCCGCUGGUUGUUCCGCCCCGUGUGGAUGCGGUGGUUGUUCCUCCUGCUCCCGCUCACGUGGAGUCCCUUCCUGCAGCCCCUGCUGAGCCAGCUGGUCAGGUUCCUCCCGUCGCUCUUGGCGCGUCGCCGGUCGCCGCUGCCCCUGUGGCGCCGGCUGUCGCCGAGGGCUCUGCCGCGCCGGUGGUGUCGCAACCGGCGGUGUCCGCCACCACUGCCGGCCAGUCCCUCGUGGUGGGACCUGUUGAAGCUCCCGCCCCUCCAGCUGCGGCGCCAUCUCUGCCGCUCUCAAACGUCCAGGCGGUGCCUGAUCCUGCGCCGCUCGCUGCUGUUCCCCCUGCUCAGCGACAGCCGUCUCCGGGCCGCCGGCAGCAUCGACCUCACUCCCCGGCGCCAAGUGACGAGCGAGAGACGACGCGGCGGCGACGCGACUCUCCUCGGCGCCGUGGUUCCCAGGCGAACUGGGCUGCGUCCCGCGGUGGUCGCGGUGGCUGGUGGGGAGGGCGCGGGCGUGGUGGUGACUGGGGGUAUGAUCGGCCGGUGUCGAUGGCCGAUCUGCAGCGUGUUGUUUCUGCUGCAGUGCGCGAGGAGCAGAACGGGCAGGCGAGCCAGAGCAAUUCGCCUCGCGUCGCUCCGACGCGUGCGUCCGUUCCUCCAGCUGCGCCGCAUGCGCCGGCGCCUCCUCCUCCCCAAUCGGGCGAUCCUCCUCCUCAUGCUCCCUCUGCAUCUGCUGCUGCUCUUGGGCAUCACAUGCGUCUGCCGUGGGUCCCUCCUGUGGCGGGUAUGGAGUUCGUGACCGCGGCAGGGGGACCCGUGACAGGUCAGUAUCCAUCUCUGCUGCCCGUCGCUCCUGCUCCGCCGGCUGCUGCACUACCUCAUCAGUCGCUGGUGGGGCCCUCUCUUUCCACUGUGGUGCCGGAGGCGUCUCUGGGACAGCUGUGGCGCCUCUCUGAGGGUCUGCGGGCUGUUCACCUGAUUCAGGUGUAUGGUCACGCGGCUCUCUCCCAGGGUCUUCCUCUGGAGAGUGGCCAUCGGGACGAGUGCCUAGAUGCCGCUGAUCGGCUGGGCGAGCUCCUGGCGCCCGUGUUGGCUGCGCCCGCGCGGGGUGGAGUUGCGGGCGUUGGACAGCUUGGGACGGCGGUCCGUGGGCUGCGCCGGUUUUUGCGCGCAGGGACUGCAGUCGACUUGAUCGGCGCAACCACUGUGGUGGUGCGCGAGCUUCAUCUCUCGUUGACGGGUCUUCUCGCCGUCCUUGACGCGGAUCAGAUGUAG
This is a messenger RNA of Closterium sp. Naga37s-1, 1548 nucleotides long. The record is from the annotation of a GenBank genome assembly. Lineage: Eukaryota; Viridiplantae; Streptophyta; Zygnematophyceae; Desmidiales; Closteriaceae.